AUGACCACCUCCACUCCCCCGCUCGUCACCGACAUCUUCACGGCCGACCCGUCCGCCCAUGUCUUCAACAACCGGAUCUACGUCUACCCGUCGCACGACCGCGAGACACCCAUCAAGUUCAACGACAAGGGAGAUCAGUAUGAUAUGGUGGACUACCACGUGUUGUCGAUGGAUAGGGUAGGCGGGGAGGUGACGGAUCACGGGGUGGCGUUGAAGGUGGAGGAUGUGCAAUGGGCGAGUAAGCAGCUUUGGGCGCCGGAUGCGUUCCAGGGGAAGGAUGGGCUGUAUUAUCUCUGUUUCCCUGCAAGAGACCAUGAUGGCAUCUUCCGACUCGGCCUCGCCUCCUCGUCCAAGCCCGAAGGCCCCUUCACUCCCCAACCCUCCUACAUUCCCAAAUCCUUCUCCAUCGACCCCGCCUCAUUCGUCGACGACGACGGAUCCGUCUACGUCUACUUCGGCGGGAUCUGGGGCGGCCAACUCCAAUGCUACAACACACCUACCGGGGACCACUUUGACGCCUCCCAAGACGGUCCACACGAGCCCACCGGCUCCGGCGUCCCCGCCCUCUGCCCCCGCGUCGCUCGGCUCUCAGACGACUACACAUCCUUCGCUGAGCCGGUCCGGGAACUCCAAAUCCUCGCGCCGGAAACGGGCAAGCCUAUCCUCGCGGACGACCACGACCGCCGCUUCUUUGAGGCGUCGUGGCUCCACAAGAAGAAUGGCGUCUACUACUUUUCCUACUCUACCGGUGACACCCACUAUAUCGCUUAUGCGACCGGAGACUCGCCGUACGGGCCCUUCACGUACAGGGGGCGGCUGCUGGAGCCGGUGGUGGGGUGGACGACGCACCACUCGAUUGUGGAGCACGAGGAGAGGCUGUGGUUGUUCCACCAUGAUUGCGAGCUGAGCAAGGGGGAGAGUCAUCUGCGGAAUGUCAAGGUCAAGGAGCUGUGGUAUGGGAAGGAUGGGGAGAUUGUGACGGAGAAGCCGUAG
This is a messenger RNA of Dioszegia hungarica, 993 nucleotides long. Its product is annotated as xylosidase-like protein. The record is from RefSeq and is a predicted model, not a curated record. Gene Ontology annotation, molecular function: hydrolase activity, hydrolyzing O-glycosyl compounds. The transcript is spliced from 2 exons. NCBI's taxonomy places the organism in Eukaryota, Fungi, Basidiomycota, Tremellomycetes, Tremellales, Bulleribasidiaceae. Gene Ontology annotation, biological process: carbohydrate metabolic process. The coding region runs from base 1 to 993 and encodes 330 amino acids.